AUGGCUGAUCAACUAACAGAAGAACAGAUUGCCGAAUUCAAAGAGGCGUUUUCGCUAUUCGACAAGGACGGAGAUGGUACCAUCACCACCAAAGAACUUGGAACCGUCAUGAGGUCUUUAGGCCAAAAUCCGACUGAAGCUGAACUCCAAGAUAUGAUUAACGAGGUCGAUGCUGAUGGCAACGGCACGAUAGAUUUCCCAGAGUUCUUGACUAUGAUGGCCCGCAAAAUGAAGGAUACCGAUAGUGAGGAAGAAAUCAGAGAGGCUUUCCGUGUAUUUGAUAAGGAUGGAAACGGCUUUAUUAGUGCAGCUGAGCUGCGUCAUGUAAUGACUAACCUUGGAGAAAAGCUCACCGAUGAGGAGGUUGAUGAAAUGAUCAGGGAAGCUGACAUUGAUGGUGAUGGUCAAGUCAACUAUGAAGGUAUUAAGUGUGGAGUUAGAUAA
Messenger RNA from Macrosiphum euphorbiae (potato aphid), 444 nucleotides. Lineage: Eukaryota; Metazoa; Arthropoda; Insecta; Hemiptera; Aphididae. The record is from the annotation of a GenBank genome assembly.